Dovyalis caffra is the source of this 588-nucleotide messenger RNA. The record is from the annotation of a GenBank genome assembly. Lineage: Eukaryota; Viridiplantae; Streptophyta; Magnoliopsida; Malpighiales; Salicaceae.
AUGGAGACGGCACUGCUGAUUAAUGGAUCAUCAGCUGAUGAAGCUGGAGGAGACUACUUGCCGCCAAGGAGCUUCAAAGCCAUAAAGUCUGUGUUUUGGGAAGAGACUGUCAAAUUGUGGAAGAUUGCAGGUCCAAUAGCCUUCAAUAUAAUCUGUCAGUAUGGUACAAACUCUUUUACCAAUAUAUUUGUUGGCCAUCUUGGAAAUUUUGAGCUCUCUGCCGUUUCCAUUUCCCUUGCUGUCAUUGGCACAUUCUCUUUCGGCUUCAUGUUGGUCAUUGCUAUUGGUUCCCUUUCUAUCUGCAUGAAUUUCAAUGGAUGGGAAGCUAUGUUGUUCAUUGGAAUAAAUGCUGCUAUAAGCGUUCGUGUCUCCAACGAGCUCGGAUUAGGACAUCCAAGAGCAGCAAAAUACUCGGUCUAUGUGACUGGACUUUGGGGUGGCAUGAUUGCUGGAACUGCUUUGCAGACCUUGCUGCUUUUGAUUGUGCUGUACAAAACCAACUGGAUAAAAGAGGUUGAACAAACAACAGAACGUAUGAGGAAGUGGGGUGGGCAAGAUAUCUUCAUAGCUGAAUCUGAUGGUGUAUGA